Plutella xylostella (diamondback moth) is the source of this 1111-nucleotide messenger RNA. RefSeq names its product esterase FE4-like. Lineage: Eukaryota; Metazoa; Arthropoda; Insecta; Lepidoptera; Plutellidae. The record is from RefSeq and is a predicted model, not a curated record.
UCAGCUUUAGGCUACAGGUUUUUUAACCGACAUCCCAUAAAGACAGCUUUGGACCUUGGUAAGAAGAUGGGAUAUCAAACGGAAGACCCAAACGAGCUACUGCGAAAACUGAAAGAAGCUGAUGUAUUUGAUAUAGUCGCUGCUCAAGGAGACAAGACAAACAAGCGGAAUGGGUUCAGAACAUUCGCGCCGUUCACUCCGGUGGCAGAGACACCGUCCCCACACGCGGUCAUCACACAACAUCCGCUAGAAAUUGUCAAACAGGGGAUCCCACAAGCAGUACCCAUCAUAGCAGGUAUUACCACGCAUGAAGGUAUUAAAAUGCUACCGCAUAUACGAAGAAACCCAACACUGGCUCUACACCUAAACGAAAACUUUGAAUUGUGCAUUCCAUCCGAUAUAGAAUAUCCAUAUGGAUCCCGUGAGUCUCAAGAUUUGGCAAACUCUAUAAAACAGUUUUACUUCAACAAUGAAACCAUAUCUAAUACCACGUUGUUGAACUUCGUCAACUUGGUGACAGACACACAAGUCACCUUCCCUACCGAUAGGUGGAUUGAGAUGUAUAAGAACAUGGCCAAUAGCAAUAGGGUAUACUACUUCGUGUUUGACUUCGAUGGAGACUUGAACUGGUACAAGCUGUUUUCAAAGAUCCAGUUCCCAGGGGCGUCCCACGCAGACCCUUUGGGGUACAUGUUUGUGACAAACAUCACCAGGCCACUGCUGACCUCUGCCGGAGCAGACAGCAAGAAAACCAUAAAGGUUAUGGUACAGUUGUGGUCUAAUUUUAUUAAAUACGGAAAUCCAACUCAACUUACUUCGCUGACAUGCAAUAUUCGGGAAGAAUGGUCUGAUUGUGGAACGCAGCGCAACUACUUGGCUCUCAACAACCGUCCCUACAUGGUGCCGGGACCACCUUUAAGGAGAAGACUGCACUUCUGGCGACAAGUGUACGCGCAAUAUGAAAGCUACGUGGCUAGGGGAGGUAGACUGGAAGCAAAGACACCUUAACGCCUUUUAUGUUAACCCUUUUAACCGCCCGACGGUUGUUAAGCAUAAUGUGAACGUAGGACUAUGAAUGCUUUAACAAAUAUAUUUUUUACAAUUUGAACUU